AGCGAUAUAUUCAACGCCGUUACCGGUGCUGUGGGUGAAUACGGUGGCUUUGAAAAGCUGUCAGCUGUUGUUACGGAUGGCGCACCUGCGAUGCAGGGAAGACACCGAGGUUUCGCCGGGCUACUCAGGCAGAGCGGAGUAAACUGCCCUAUACUGCACUGCAUCAUCCAUCAGGAAGCCCUCUGCGCAAAGACAUUAAACUUUGGCCACGUCAUGGAUUUGGUGACAAAAGUCACUAAUAUCAUCAGAGGAGGGAACAGAUCGCUAUGUCACCGGAGGUUCAUCACCUUUCUGGAUGAAGUGGAUACCGAGUAUGGGGACUUACAACUUCAUACGGAUAUCAGGUGGAUGAGUCGAGGAAAGUGUCUGGAGCGUUUUUUUGCACUGCGCUCGGAAAUACCAGCGUUCUUGGAGAACAGCAUUAGUGGCGAUGCAAGUGCAUACUGCGGAAAGCUAAAAGAUACAAAGUUUCUUUGUGACAUGGCCUUUCUGACAGACAUCAGCGCGCACCUCAAUCACCUCAACACACUCUUACAGGGGAGAGAUCAAACAGUGUGUGAUCUCUAUUCUCACAUGACCGCAUUUCAGCGCAAACUUGGGCUCUUCAUUGAUGGCUUUUCUUCCCCUCCUGCAAAUCUGGCACAUUUUCCCGCAUGCGCUGAGAUUCGCAAAGAGAGCCCCCAGUGCGAAAUACAAAUCCAGAAAUACAGAGCAGACCUUGAAAAAUUACAGGAGCAAUUCAACAAUCGUUUCCAAGAUUUUCACGAGAUGCAACCACGAAUUGCGCUAUUCACAGACCCCCUUUCUGCUGCGGUUAGCGCACAACCAUCGGAGCUGCAGCUCGAACUCUGCGAGCUGCAGGCAGACCCGUUUUUUCAAGCAAAGCGCAACGAGAGGGGAAUUUCAUUUUGGAGACUUCUUCCUGAAGCCCGUUUUCCACGUCUCCGAGAUUUUGCCCUUUCAAUGGCCAGUAUGUUUGGGAGCACUUACAUUUGCGAGAGCAGUUUUUCCACCACGAAGCACAUAAAAUCCAAAGAGAGAAACAGACUCACCGAUGAAACACUGUUUCAUUUGAUGCGCAUUGGGACCACAAAAAUUGACAUUGACAUCCAAUCCAUUGUGAGCCAGCAGGCCAAACCACAGGUCUCUCAUUAGCCUUUAUUAAUGUUGGGCCUCUGUGGUCUAGUUUUUUACUAUUAUUGAAUGUGAGCUAUUUGCAAUCAGUUUUUUUUUUUACUUUUUUGUUCUUUGUUAUAAAUGAGUUCAGUUUUGCACUUUUUUAAAGCAAAUGUUUUGUCUUUGUUUCUUAUAGACAUG
Molecule: messenger RNA, 1317 nt
Organism: Fundulus heteroclitus (mummichog)
Lineage: Eukaryota; Metazoa; Chordata; Actinopteri; Cyprinodontiformes; Fundulidae
Product: general transcription factor II-I repeat domain-containing protein 2A-like
Exons: 2
Coding region: 91-1155 (354 amino acids)
Molecular function (GO): protein dimerization activity
Source: RefSeq, a predicted model, not a curated record